This is a messenger RNA of Puma concolor (puma), 411 nucleotides long. Its product is annotated as olfactory receptor 2B8-like. The record is from RefSeq and is a predicted model, not a curated record. Gene Ontology annotation, biological process: G protein-coupled receptor signaling pathway. Gene Ontology annotation, cellular component: membrane. Gene Ontology annotation, molecular function: G protein-coupled receptor activity; olfactory receptor activity. NCBI's taxonomy places the organism in Eukaryota, Metazoa, Chordata, Mammalia, Carnivora, Felidae.
AUGGAAAGAGCGAAUGGCAGCACCUCCUCAGGAUUCCUCCUCCUGGGCUUCUCCGACAGGCCUCAGCUGGAGACGCCUCUCUUUGUGGUCAUCCUGAUGGGCUACGUCCUGAGCUGUCUAGGCAAUGGCACCAUUAUACUCCUGUCGCUGCGGGACCCUCGCCUGCACACCCCCAUGUAUUGCUUCCUCUCCAACCUCUCUUUCAUGGACCUGUGUCUGACCACCUGCACCGUCCCUCAGACUCUGGCCAACCUCAAGGGGCGGGACAAGACUAUCACCUAUGGCGGCUGCGUGACCCAGCUCCUCAUUGCCCUGGGGCUCGGGGGCGUGGAGUGUGUGCUCUUGUCGACCCAAAAAGGUGUGGCACGACCUGCAGAACUUGUGUCUAUGGAUGAGGCUGCUCUUCUUUAG